Molecule: messenger RNA, 7261 nt
Organism: Pocillopora damicornis (cauliflower coral)
Lineage: Eukaryota; Metazoa; Cnidaria; Anthozoa; Scleractinia; Pocilloporidae
Product: polycystin family receptor for egg jelly
Biological process (GO): detection of mechanical stimulus
Cellular component (GO): membrane
Molecular function (GO): protein binding; calcium channel activity
Source: RefSeq, a predicted model, not a curated record
AUGUUAGACCACAUAAAAACUGGACUGCAGCAAUCACCUGUCCAGCGUUCUUUGACCCUCAAAUACAAUCCGAAAAACUCUUCUAAUGAGGAAGAGAGUAAUGAUGAAAUAUUUGUUUUAGAGAGUAGUUUCAACGAAUGUACCUAUUACAAAACCAUAAACGACCAAACCCGAUCUGUGUCCAAUAAAAUAGAGAGUAAAAAUGCACUCUGUGACAAAGGAAUUCUUACUUCGGAAAGUUGGGUUCGCUUUACUGGCUGCGGAGGAACAGCCAUUCCUAACAACCCGCCACAGGCAUACCGCUGUGGAACAAAUGCUCCAGGUUGGAUCCGUGGUGCCCAUCCUGCUGUUGCUGAAGGGGUUGUGAAACGACAACUUUGCUAUCGCUAUAAUGACAAUGAAUGUCAUUUUAGCUCUUAUAAAAUUUCAAUUCGGAAUUGUGGCUCGUUUUUUGUUUAUAAACCACCAGAUUUGACAGAAUGUUCUCUACGACUUUGCACAGAAAUCCUCGAAGAAUGCUUUUAUUGCCCAGUUGGUGUCCCCAGUCCCUUCGUCAUCCCUGACAAUCAGAUGACAGCUUCAUCCCAUUAUAAAAAAAAAGAACACUCUGCGAAGUAUGGACGACUUUUUAACGAGUCAGGUUACGGUUGGUUUCCAAAGAACAAUAAAAAAACAGACUGGCUUCAGGUUGAUCUUGGUAAAGAGUUUCAAGUGUGUGCUGUUGCUACCCAGGGAGGCAAUUAUGAUAAAGAAUGGACGACAGCUUUCAAGCUUCUUUACUCUUCCGGUGAUAACAAUCGGAAAACGUACAAGGAUGGAAAUGGCGUGGAUGUGGAAUUUCGGAGAGUUGGUAAAAAUCACGGUGUGGACCGACAUAAGCUGUCAACACCAGUGGUUGCAAGAUACAUUCGCUUCCAUCCAACAGCGAAUGAUGUUUGGGACAGUCUAAGAGUGGAGGUGUACGGCGCCAAAAAAGGGGAAAAUGAUGCAUGUCGAGUUACUGAUACUUCCGUACAGUGUUGUCAAGAUGGUUAUGAAGGAAAUCCGUGUAGGGAUCUAGACGAGUGUUCAAUUGGACACCAUGAUUGCCAUAGAUAUGUUGUUUGCCAUAACGUGAUCGGAUCCUACACUUGUUAUUGUUCUUGUUUUAGAAAAACAAAAAGAGCUUGUCCAGAACAUUCCGUAUGCAUCGAAAUAUCACCCAAUGUCUGUCUUGGAUGCUGGUGUAAAUACUAUUACCCUGGACGUCCAGCAGUUGAUCCGUGCAGAGAUCAGACGGAAAGCAAUUCGGGAAAUUCAAUUGACUCAGUGGAGGUUUUUAUCCAUGACACAAACACGCAGCCAAGCACACCAAUGAAGUUUAGACGUGACCAGACGAGAAUGUUGGUCGCGUCUUUAAAUAUCAAGAACAAGAGAUUUCCUCCUAAAAAGGUUUCGUUUUGCUGGAAAAUUAGCGAACUUUUUCUUCCGCCUUUUCGCACUUCUGUUCAUAAUCGGACAGAGUUGAUCGUCAACGACACUCUUGAACUGAACAUAAGUCCAAAAUUGCUGUCGACAGGACUUAAACUGGUAACAUUUGAGCUGCAAGGAGUAAAUGAGUCUUCACUGACUGCUCGAGACUUUGCUUUCAUCGAGGUUGAGAAGGCACCUCUGGUAGUCACCAUUGCAGGAGGAACUGAAAUCAUCCGAUCAAAACAGAGACCAAUUGCUUUGGAUGCCAGUUCUUCUUAUGACAGCGACUCUAGCGAUGAAACUUUCCAAGGUGUGAAAUUUGAGUGGUCUUGCUAUACAGACGUCACUUCUUCAGGCUCGUACAGCAUAGUCAAUAAACUUGUCGCCGCGGUUGGUGUUGGAACUCUUUUUAAGUUGUCAGAUAAUGAAGUCUUUCCUGAAGGAAUAGAGGAACCAAAAGUUACCCUAGAUGCCAAAAACUUUAUAAACAACCAAACAUACUAUGUGGUUCUGACUGUAACCAAAGAUAACCGCACAGCAAGUGCCACACAGAUUGUUCAUGUUCAUAACGAAGACUUACUCGAGAUUCGUAUUAUGUGCACCAUGAACUGUGACUCACCAGCCAGUGCAUCAUCUCGUAUCUCCCUAAGAACUGAUUGCAAUUCAAAACGUUGUCCUGUUGCCUUUAAAUAUAGCUGGAGCCUGUUUAGAAAUUCUGGAAACGCUUCUCAUCCCAAAUGGUCUUCCCAGACUGACUUUCAAUCUCUCCUGAGUACAAAAGUGGAUUCGAAAAACCUUGUUAUCAAAGAACAAAUGCUUGCAACCGGCUCCUCCUACAAAGUCAAGGUAGACGUGAAAUCUGCGAACGGAUCAUUUGGUUGGGCGGCAUACCAAUUUUACACCUUGGUGGUUCCAUCAGGAGGAAAAUGUAAAGGCACACAGUUGGAUAAGAAAGAUGUAGGAUCUUGGGUAAAGAUAACCUGUCAAGGCUGGAAAGAUGGAAACCUGCCUCUCAGCUAUGAAUCCAUCCAAGAGUUAGAAGAUGGAGAACUCGAUAUGCUGUCUUAUGGAGUUUGGCCCAACAGUAUUGUUUACAUACCACCUUCAUAUAAGGACGACAUUCGUUUUAAAGUAGCAAUAGUUAACGUCGAGGGAGCAGCGUAUACAACAAAAUUCUCGAUCAAGCUAAAUCAGUUAUAUUCGUUGUCAAAGGAAGAAGUAGAUUAUCAAGACCUGCACCAGAAAAUUUCAGUUAUGGAUAACUAUUUUGCUCUGGGAGAAGUUAAUAUGGCAAUACAAGAAGCAGGCACACUUCUCUUCUCACUCAAAAUGGUCUCAGAGCAAGCCAACGAGCGAUUACUUCAAAUGAAAAACCACAUUAUUUCCAAGAUAUGCAAAAUGCGGACUGACAGACUGGAGUGGUUAGUCCAGGUUGCUGCUAUUCUGAACAAGGCUACAAAGGGUGACGCCCUUGUCUCACACAAUGCAACGAGCACUUUAUUGGACAAACUAGAGGAUUUAACCAAACGGAUUUCAACCCAAACUGCACAGGGACGCAAUUCUGAAACUCGCCAUGUUCGAGAGGGAUAUAGAUUGCUACUGUCUUGUAUUACAAAUAUCAUGGAUUCCAGCUCCAGCAGACUUCUCACAGCUAAUCUGUCUGCUAACUUUGAUGAAGACGAAGAGAUAAGCAUGGGAAAGACAGUUUCGGCCCGAUGCCAAAAGCUGACAGAAGUGAUUACCAACGCAUUGCUAUCGUUCAAGUUGCCCGGAGAAGAACACAGCACCAUUCGCAAUGGACUUCAAUCGACGACACUAGGCAAAAAAGAAUCAAGUGACUUGAGUCUUUUAGAAUUCAGCGACGGAGAAGCCAGUUUUGUGUUCCCUUAUCUAGAUGAAGAAGGGUUGAAAAGUUGGAUUGGUGACGUCUCUGAAGUGGGAAUAGAGAUGAUCAGCUAUCAUUUCAACCCAUUCGUGACGGACAACAGCAGCAAUAGAAUAAGAUCAAACGUUGUCAGCCUUGUCCUAAAAGAUGACACCGGGAAAGCUCUCAACACAACUGAACUGCCUUCAUAUAUACAAAUUAAUAUUCCAGUAUCAAAUUAUGAUCCCGGAAACAGCACACGCUCGGAUCAUUUCUUAAAUCCUGGAAGGAUGCAAUAUCAUGUGGUAACCGUACGGGAGGUCAAUACCACCGUGAAAAUGACCAUUACAACUAAAACAGCUUCUUUUCUUACUGUGUAUGUGAAAUUUGCUAAACAGCCGACUGAGACAUCUUACGAUAGAGUGAUUUACUCGUCUGAAGAGAGACGAGUAAACAGCACGGACAAUGAUUGUGCAUUAGGAAAAGCGUGUACUCAUAGUAUCGCCUUUGAGUGCAGACAUUCGGGUAAAUAUUACGUUGGUUUAUUGGAGAUUAGUGAGUCUCGAAGAGAAUUGCCACAGUCAAGGAGUAGACGAUCCAUUCUAUCAGAGCGAGCCUCGCGAGAGAAGUGCGUAAAGUUUAAAGAUCCUCCACCCACAGUUGCUCCUCAAAAAGAGUAUGUCAGUCUUGUUCCUCAGUACGACUUUAAUAGGUCACUUAAUUACAGUGUACAAGUGGAAACAAUCUGGUGUGCAUUUUGGUCUGAGACUAAACAAAGAUGGACAAACAAAGGAUGCAAGGUGAGCCAAGAAUCAAACCAUUCUUCUCUGAAAUGUCUCUGUAAUCACUUAACUGCAUUUGGCGGAGACAUUCUUGUGGCACCAAAUACCAUUGACUUUCAACGGGUCCAGCAGGCAUUUGAUAACGUGGAUCCUGAUGACCUUCUCGUCUUGAUAACACUGUGUUCUACCUUUCUGGUUUACUUUCUUGUUUUGGUAAAAGCACGCAGGGCUGAUAAAGUGGAUGCGACAAAGGACAGUCCUCUGAUACCCUUGUUGGAGCAUCAAAACGGUUUUUACAAGUACGAGGUAUCUAUUACUACAGGUGGAUGGAAAAGUUGUGGUACUACUGCCAAUGUAUCCAUGACUCUUCAUGGGACUGAAAAUACCACUGACUUUAUCAAAUUGACAUGUGACAUCCCAUAUGACAGGAAACUGUUUGCUGAAGGCAACACUGAUAAUUUCUUGCUUCGACAUAAUAUGCCGCUGGGUGAGAUCUUUUGUGUGCAGAUUGGCCAUGACAUUUCUGGCGAGGACCCAUCUUGGUUUAUCAGUGAGAUUUUAGCUGUGGAUUGUCAAACAGGUCAGCAAUGGCUCUUUAGUUGUCACCGCUGGCUUGCACUAGAAAGAGAUGACGGUGACACAUUCAGGAGAUUUUAUGCAAAUGACUUUAGAGAGGACGAUGAAUUUAAAAGAACGUUCAGUGCACUACGAAGAAAUGGUUUCGCUGACGAUCACUUGUGGUUUUCAGUGAUUAAGAAGCAGCCAAGGAAUCACUUUACUCGAGUUCAACGAGCAUCCUGCUGUUGGAGCCUUCUAAUGUUGUCAAUGGUAACAUCUGCAAUGUUUUAUGAAAAAGAGGACCCAUUGGAGAAGAAAAUACAAAUUGGACCUUUUUUACUGACUCCGAGUCAACUUAUUAUUGCUUUGGAAAGUGCCUUGAUUGUUUUGCCUGCAAGUCUGCUGAUUGUGUUCUUGUUUCGUAAAAGUGAACCUAAGAUAAAUACACAAGGAAGGCGGUAUCAUCUGGAGAAAAGCAAGAAAAAGCCAUUUUGUUCACUCCCUCAUUUUUGUGUGUAUAUUGGUUGGUUUCUCUGUAUAGGUACUGCAAUCACCUCUGCCCUCUUCACAGUGUUUUACUCUCUCAUGUGGGGAGGAGAGAAGUCGAAACAAUGGUUAGCAACGGUGGUGCUUUCGCUUACUGGAGAUGUUAUAAUCUCCCAGCCUAUCAAGAUACUUAUCGUAUCCAUCAUUGUAGCCUCGCGGAGUGGUUGUAGUCGAAGGAUGACGAUGGACACUAAGUCGACGAACGGACAUGACGGGAAGGAACUAACCAGUGUUGUGAAUCUUUCAUCCUGGGAUGUUGAACGUGCAAAAAAGUUUAAGAGAAACGAGAGAAGAAUGUAUGCUUACCUCAAGGAACUCGUGUUUUCAAUGACAUUCUUUGCACUUUUAUUGAUUGUUUGUUAUGGAGAAAAAAGUGACCACAGAUACAAACUAAAUGCGGCCACAGAGCGCAGCUUCCAGUUUUUUGAUAAUAUGGGCCGCUAUAAGAUUACCAAUACUACUCAGUUUUGGGGUUGGAUCGAGAACAUUUUCGUGCCAGAAGUUUUUGUGGAUGAUUGGUACAACGGAGAAAGAGAAAAAGUUUCAGAAUACAUCGGAAAUAAGCGAUCGAUUCUGGUCGGUAUGCCUCGUCUGCGACAACUAAGGAUCAAGGAAAAAUCCUGUGAAGUUCACAAACUGUUUAGAGACAUAGUAACAUCUUGUUUCGAUUCCUAUUCCUCCACAAAGGAGCAAAAAGGAACUUGGAUUGACCUAAAUAGCACUUCAGUGUUGUGCCCAGAAAAUUGGGAAUAUAAUGCAGACAGAAGGUUUGGCGGCUUUGAUUCUUGGGGUCGUUUUGCUGUUUACAGUGGUGGAGGAUACAUAGCUAAUUUAGGUUACAACAAGCUUAUAGCUAAAAGGAUUAUCAACGACUUGAAAGAAAACCACUGGAUCGAUCGUCAGACCAGAGCUGUGCUGGUGGAGUUUUCACUGUAUAAUCCACCGAGUAACCUUCUUGCAGUGAUGACAUACUACUUGGAAGUACUUCCUUCUGGAUUUGCUGGCACGUUCAAGAGCUAUGGAAUUUUGUCUCUGAGUGCAACAAAUCCUCAAGCUCAUAGCAAGUUUCUACUGUUUGUUUUGUUGUUCGGCAUUCUGCUUGCUUGCUCAUUCGUUGUCCAAUGUAUCAAACUCUACCGUCAGAAAUGUUCUUAUUUCAAGUCGUCAGGGUGGAACUGGUUGAACAUGCUACAGAUAGUCACUGCAUCAUCAGCAUUGUUCCUCCAAUGGAUGAAAACCAAGGCAGCAAAAAAAACCUUGUUCAAGCUUAAAGAAAACCCUUUUGUUCCCAUUGGCUUCCAUGAGGUGUUAAUUUGGUCUGAUCUUGAAAACCUGUUCAUUUGCAUAGCGUCUGUAAUUGCCACCCUGCGUCUUCUAAAAUGCUUUUAUUUCAUGCCACAAAUUAUAGUUUUCUCGGGGACACUCCGCAGAUCCUUUCCUUCAAUAUCUUCUUUCUUCUUGAUUUUUAUGGUAGUAGCGAUAGGUCAUUCUUUCUUAGGGGUCAUCGCCUUCGGAACCAAUAUUUACAUGUUCUCAUCAUUCAUAGACGCCAUUUCGUCGCAGUUCCUGAUGCUUCUUGGAAAAAAUAUUCCAGUAAAUGAACUGAUUUCUACAAAUCCUAUAUUGGGACGUCUUUUCUUUUUUAGUUUUGUCGCAAGUACGACAGUCAUUAUCGUAAAUACGUUCAUUGCAACCAUUAAUGAGCAUUAUGCUUUUUCAAAUUCCGAUAAAGUAGGAGAAGACCUAGAACUUGCACAGUUUAUAACCGACAGGAUAAGUGACACUUUUUUUGGCCAGAAAUCCAAUAGAAACCAGCCAUGGGCGGAACAAGAGAACCACGAGCUCUUUGAUUCCGAAAUUAUCGUAGAAAAUAGGUCGCCGGAAGAAACUACUCCGAGUACCUUAUCUCCAACACCGCAUCGUAGCCGUACACCUAAAUUAUCUUACAAACUAGAAGCGGCCGAGUACGAGAGUUUACAGCUUCGAUGACCUAUUGAAUGGAACAUUUACCUUUGAAGGCUACCAUGAACAACAUAGGAUUAAUCGGGCUGUUAACCCU